This is a messenger RNA of Onthophagus taurus, 3437 nucleotides long. Its product is annotated as nuclear exosome regulator NRDE2. Gene Ontology annotation, biological process: negative regulation of RNA catabolic process; regulatory ncRNA-mediated heterochromatin formation. NCBI's taxonomy places the organism in Eukaryota, Metazoa, Arthropoda, Insecta, Coleoptera, Scarabaeidae. Gene Ontology annotation, molecular function: protein binding. The record is from RefSeq and is a predicted model, not a curated record. Gene Ontology annotation, cellular component: catalytic step 2 spliceosome.
UCUGGGCGAUUCUAGGUUAUGUCGUUAACGUUAUACAAAUCUAAUUGUAAAAUGUAAAAAUCUGACAACAAAUAUAAAAUUACACAAUCAUGUCGCUAUUUCCCGCAUUUUCUGAUGCAAAUGCUAAAGAGAAGCAAGAAAAAGACGAUAAUAACGAUGAAAACUGGUUAAAAAAUUCGAGUUUUAAAGUAGAUAUUUCAAAAUUAAGUUUGUUAGUAAACAAUGAAGGAGAAAAUAAAAAUAUUAAAGAUAAAGACCCCACAAAAAGAAAUAAGUCUUCUCAGAGAAAAGAAGAAUCAUCUAAGAAGCAUAAAAAAAAGAAAACUGAAGAAAACCCAGAAAACUUAAUAACAAAAUCUGAUGAAUUUGUAAUUGAUAAAACCUCAACGAAGGAAUAUUUUAGUGUUAAUACAAUUUCAAGACCGGCAGUGCCUAAGUAUGAUAGGAAAUAUUCAAUGUUUAAAAAAAAUCGUUUCAAUAACAAACGAUAUAAACGAUACUUUAAACUAAAACUUUUUGGUGAAGAAAUUAAAGAUAAUGCAAUAAAAAAAGGAGAUUUAGACAAAAAAAUUGAGAUUAAAAAGAAUGAAAGUAUUUCUGGAUUUAGUGAAGAAAUAAAUUUAACCAAAACAACACAAGAAUAUAACCAAAAACUGUCCCAAAAUCCUUUAGAUGUACAAACUUGGAUUGAUUACGUGCAAUUUCAAGAUACAGUUUAUAAUUUUGAGAAAUGUAAUAAAAAAGGUAGCAUUGCAAAGGGAAAUCGUGUAACUGCCGAUAGAAAGCUUUCAAUCCUCGAUAAAGCUUUAACCCAUCUUCCAAAUAACGAAAAACUCCAACGAGAACGCUUAAACGUUUGUGUGAACGCAUUCCCAUCGGAUGAACUCAACAUACAUUUAGAAAAAAUGGUGGAAAAAGAACAAAGCAACAUAAUUUUAUGGCAAGGUUAUAUAGAAUCAAAGCAAUGUUCCAUGUCUCAUUGUAACACCCCAACAGUCCUAAAAUUAUACACCAAAUGUCUUUCGACUUUACACCAAUUACGUCGAACUGCUAAAGUUGAAAAAUCAAUUCUCGAAGAGAACAUUUUAAGGAUGUUGUAUCAAUGUGGUUUAUUUUUAAAACAAAGCGGUUUAUUCGAACAGUUAUGGACGUUAUUACGGAUGUAUUUAAAUUUGAAUUUAUCUCAUCAAGAGAAAAGUAAUAUUUUUAACGGAAUUGGAAACGGAAGUGUUAACGAUCGGGAAUUAUUAAAACUCGAAGAGAUCGUUUUAAAUUCUAAAUUACCUCUGCACGAACUUUGGUUGAGAAUUGAAAAAUUACGCGAAGCUUGUCAUUGGGUACCUUUUAGCGGAGAUGAAAAUUGCGAAGAUCCACAAAGGAUGGUUUUUGUGGAGGAUGUGAACGAGUUAAUUCAUCCAAUUACGAUGCCUGGGAAUACUUUUAAAAUGACUGCGAUUAGUUUAACUUUAUUAAAGGUCCCACUUUUACCAUGUAGACACACAACAAUGAAAAAUUUCGGUUUAGAUUAUGUCCCAUGGUCGUUGGAUUCAAUUGAAACGAUUGUUUUGCCAACAUUUUUACGAACGCAUCAUAUCGAUUUAACAAGUCAACACUUUUUAAAUUAUUUAAAAAAAUUUACCGUUGGUCCCCAAUAUCUAAAACAAUUUCCUGGGCAAGAAGAAUACUUAAAAUCGAUUCUUGAAAUAAUCUCUUUAUCGAUAGAGGCUUUAAAUGGAGCUGAAAAGACUGCAAUUGCAGUUUGGAUGUUGCGUUUUCACCGAGUUCUCUUAGUUUUGGAGAGAAAAGGGUUUUUAAACAUUUCAAAAGAGUUACAAAAAAAAUUGAAAUCGGAUCGAAAGAAUUUAUUGAAGAAUUCGGGAAAUAAUAUUAUUUUAUACGUUGAGUUUGGUUUAAUUGAGAUUUUUACGAAUGAUGGUGUUGAAAAUGGGGUGAAUGUUUUAAUGGCGACUUUAAAGAUGCAGGAUAAUUUCCGUUCGAUUGAUUUAAUUGGUGAUCGAUUAUUAAGAAGUUCUUUAUGUUUUGUUUAUAAAACUUUAAUGGAGAUUUAUUUAAAUGAAGAUGAUCGUGAAAAAACUUUGGAGUACGGAUUACGAUUAGCAUUAGGGAUCAAUCUUGAAAGAAAUAUUCAAAUAUCUGAGUCAUCGCUUAACGAGGCAACACUAAAAUUUAAACACGUUACGAUAAAAUUGUUUCAAAAUGAUGAUGAUUCAAUAAUUGAAACAGUUGAGCAUUUCUUACCGAAUUUUUUGAUUGAUUGGAUAACUUGUCAAGCGAUUUUUAUGUAUUACACCAAAGGAAUUGACGAAACUAAAAGAUUUUUAGACGAGAUUUUAUUAAAUUUCGAAUCGAAAGUUUUCGAAAAAGAAAUUAUACUCGAAUUUUACGUUUCCCUCGUUUUUAAGGAUCGUCUAAAAAAUGUAUCACCACAAAAAAUAACAAACUUAAACGACUUAUUGUUUAAAAGCAUCGUUUCUUAUCCAAACAACGUCUUUUUUUUAACGAUUUUAUCAAAAACAGAAAAUCUUUCUUGUUCGAUUGGGAAAAAUUUUUGGAAAUUAAAACGUUUAUUAACCCAAACGGGGCACGCAUUUCCAAAUUUAUUUUUAAUCCUCAUUGAAAUGGAAAAAAUUAAUAUCAUCGAAGAAACUUGGGUAGAAACGGUCACAAAUGGGUGCUUAAAAAAUAAAAUAUCUUCGUUAUUUCGCGAUUUAACAAGUUCUGGCGUUUGUACGAGACGGUGCGGAUUAAUUUGGAGGUUGUAUUUGCAAUUUUUGUACGAGAAUUACGACGCUAAUUUGUGUAGGAAUGUUUAUUAUAAAGCUGUUGAGGAAUGUCCGUGGUUAAAGGCUUUGUACAUUGAUGCUGCUGUUUAUAUUCCUGCUGAGUUACCUCAAAUUCAAGAUUUACUUAUUGAGAAGCAGUUAAGGCUUCAUGUAACUCCGGAAGAAUUAGAUAUUUUAAGAGGAUAAUUUAUCAGAUUAAAAUGUUAUUGCUACAAGAUUCUUAUUAAAAACAAAAUUUAUUAAUUAAUUUUGAGGGAGCUUUCCCUUCCACCGAAGAAGUGAGAGCUUUCCAUGACGUCACCAACCCCCCCACUCCAAAUAGGUAGACUGUGUUUGUAUCUCGCAGUCCUCGCAGUUUUAAGAACCAUUCGCGUUCGGUCUGCAAAACUCUUCGGCGUUGAGGAAAUAAAAAGAAACGGUACAAGAAAAACGGUGACAUCGUCGAUGUGUGAGUGAAUUGCAAAAGAAACGCGGUGUGUCAUGACUUUUUGACAUUUUAAAAGAAGUCGAAAUUGAGAGAAGGACCCAAAAUUGCAAGAACAACAUUAUUUGGUUAUUGGUAAGUUCUUUUUGAAAUAAAUUUUAGUUCCACCAAACAAUUUAAUAGGUUAAUUAAUUCUUUUACGAAGAAAA